AUGACUGCUGUUGCUUCACCACCUAGCGUGCAAUCGGGGCCUCGUCUAGGAUGGUAUUCUACUGGUAACGGAGGACAGGCGGCUCUUGGCUCAAUGAACACAGACGACGUGUCCCGUAUGUUUAUGCCGCGAAAGAGUGUGCAAAGAUCCAAUUCUUCUUCCUCGCUAUCGUCGAACGCUUCGGCAACAUCGACAAACACCGUCGCUCACGCGAGUAAUGGUAUAGUCUCGAACGGGGAAUCAGCUACGUGGUCAUCAAAAAAGAAAGCUGGACGUGGCCUGUGGCCUGCCGCAAAAUCUGAGCCAGUAUCUGGCGUAACAAAUGUGAGGCCUCAGCCAGUCUCAGCAUCUACCUCAACAAACGGCGGUCUCACGGCUUCGUCUGCCAUGUCCGCUAUUCACCAGCCGUCGCCUGUGCCAUCGCAACAUAUGAUCCAGUCACCGCAGCAGAAUGGCCUUUCUGCUGCCUCAGGCAUGCAGGGUUCGUCGGACCCGCCUGCUAUCCUCACUCUUAUCCCUUUGAACGGCACGUUCGAGAAGAAACAUAUCACAGUGCCUUACAUGCCAGACGUGCUCCGCAUUGGUCGUCAGACGAACGCAAAGACCAUCCCUACGCCUGUCAAUGGAUAUUUCGAUUCAAAGGUGCUGUCACGACAGCAUGCUGAGAUUUGGGCCGAUCGCAGAGGAAAGAUUUGGAUCCGUGAUAUCAAAUCGUCAAAUGGUACUUUCGUGAAUGGUCAACGCCUGUCACCUGAAAGUCGAGAAUCCGAACCACAUGAAUUGAGAGAAAACGACGCGCUUGAUCUCGGUAUCGAUAUUGUUAGCGAGGAUCAGAAGUCUAUUGUUCAUCACAAAGUCUCGGCAAAGGUUGAGCAUGCCGGAAUAUAUAAUACUGGACCGAAUAUCUUCGACCUGAACUUUGGCGAUAUCGACCCCACCUCUGGCGGAGGUCUAUUACCGUCGCCAUUGAGUCAACCUGUCGUACACCUGCGAGGACGCGCAAGCUCUUCUCUCAGUAACCGGAGCGUUCAAAGUACCUCCAGCAGCCAAAUGAGUGCUUUGCAUCAGCAAAGACAAAUGAACUAUUGGCUCUCACCUAUCACCAUCGAACAUGUCGUCAAGCGGCUUACUACCGAGAUCAAACAAGCGAAGCAGCAGUCUCUGGACCUUCGCCAAACCGAUGAGUUCUUGCAAACGCUCAUCUCGUCAGACGGUGCGGACAAGGAUAAGCUCAAUCACAAACUUGAGAACCACAGGCAGAUGAAUGGACGAGCGAAGAUGUCUCGUAUUGAUCCAAUCAGAUUUUCCGAACCUCCAGCUCCACCUCCACAGCAGCCAUUGCCUGAAAAACCUGACGUCGCUCGUCGCGCCACUGAGCCACCCGCAGCUGGUUUGAAACGGUCGGAUACCGAGAAACCAUUGAAAGAUAGUCCAACAAGCUCUCCGGUGUCCAAAGAGUCCAGCCAGAUUCUUUCUCUGAUCGAGGCUUUAUCCACCACAAAAAAGGAGCUAGAAGCCCAGAAUAGUCGUGUGAAGGAAUUGGAAGAGCUUCUUCGACAAGAAAGAUCAGCUCGCGAGACUGCAGAGGAACGAAAACAGGAAGCAGAUAAUCUUACAGCAGAGGCUGCUCCUGAACGGAUCGAGACUGCCGAAUCAGAUGUACCGGAGGUCGAAGAGAUCGCCAAAACUUUUGAAACUUCAAACACUGAGCCGGCCGAAGUCGCAGAGCCUAAGAGUCUCGAGGAUCCCGUUCUCGAUGCGCAAACUCAAAGCUUGCAGCAACAACUUGAUAACAUGGUCACGGAGCUAGCAGAAAUGAAACAUCAAGUCGAAACAUUCAAGCAACGUGCCGAAAAAGCAGAAGGCGAAACGAUCGAAGUCCGCAAAUCGCUUGCCGAGAUGAUUGAAACAUUUCGACAGGAACGCGAGCAGGCCGCAAAAGCAAAUGAGACUCUUGCAGAUGACACCGAAGCUAUUGUUGCUGAUACCCGUGGCAUCGGCAAAUCCGACGAGAAGGAAUCUCUACCAAACCACAAACUCGAUCCUCACAAAAUCAAGGAAAUAGAAAACGCAGUAUCCUCACUGACGCAACAACGAAAACCCAACAUACUAGAAAACUCGGGCCCGUACGCGUCAAUGGUAGGCGUCGUCCUCAUCGGCAUCGGAUUGAUGGCAUAUCUCAACGGCUGGCAAAAGAUUGAAAGAUGA
Talaromyces amestolkiae is the source of this 2208-nucleotide messenger RNA. RefSeq lists its product as uncharacterized. NCBI's taxonomy places the organism in Eukaryota, Fungi, Ascomycota, Eurotiomycetes, Eurotiales, Trichocomaceae. The coding region runs from base 1 to 2208 and encodes 735 amino acids. The transcript is spliced from 2 exons. The record is from RefSeq and is a predicted model, not a curated record. Gene Ontology annotation, cellular component: cytoplasm. Gene Ontology annotation, molecular function: protein binding.